AUGGCGAACUCCAGGUUUGAAUACGUCAAGGACUUCGAGCAGCCGGACGGUCUGCUACCCAAUACGUGGAUCGUGGUGCGCAUCGAUGGCAGGGGAUUCCACAAACUGUCGAAUCAUUAUCAAUUCAUCAAGCCCAAUGAUCGCCGUGCACUGGAUCUCAUGAAUGCUGCCGCCGUCGAGGUCAUGAAGGAGCUCCCCGAUCUAUGCAUUGCCUACGGUGUCAGCGACGAGUUCAGCUUUGUUUUUCACCCCAGCUGUCAACUCUUCGAGCGACGGAAUGCAAAAAUUGUCACUACCAUUGUGUCAACUUUUACAGCGUACUACAUUCACAAAUGGGCUGAAUUCUUCCCUUCCACGCCUCUCAAGCCACCGUAUCUGCCCUCUUUCGAUGGUCGAGCUGUGAUCUACCCAUCGAGCGCGAUUCUCCGAGAUUACAUGAGUUGGAGACAAGUUGAUUGUCACAUUAACAAUCUCUACAACACAACUUUCUGGACGAUGGUGCAACAGGGUGGUAUGAGCAAUACAGAUGCCGAGCAGGAGUUGAAGGGAACGGUCUCGUCUGAUAAAAACGAAAUUCUGUUCAAGCGAUUUGGUAUUAACUACAACAACGAAGAGGAAAUAUACAAGAAGGGAAGCGUGUUAUACCGCCAGUUCGAGCUCCAAGAGCCCAAGGUAGCUCAGUCAGAAGAGGAGGGCUCUGCCGUGCCGCAAGCAGAGACGUCUAGAUCACAGCAGGACAAGCUUAAGAGAUUGAGGCGGAAGGCCCAGGUGGUUGUCGACCACAUCGAUAUUAUCAAGGAUGACUUCUGGCUGAGACGACCCUGGAUUCUAUCCGGUAAGCCGGGUAAGCUACCCGGGGUCCCAGCUUAG
Penicillium argentinense is the source of this 870-nucleotide messenger RNA. Its product is annotated as tRNA guanylyltransferase. Lineage: Eukaryota; Fungi; Ascomycota; Eurotiomycetes; Eurotiales; Aspergillaceae. Bases 1 to 870 code for a protein of 289 amino acids. The record is from RefSeq and is a predicted model, not a curated record. The transcript has 8 exons. Gene Ontology annotation, molecular function: tRNA guanylyltransferase activity; magnesium ion binding. Gene Ontology annotation, biological process: tRNA modification.